Molecule: messenger RNA, 478 nt
Organism: Spea bombifrons (plains spadefoot toad)
Lineage: Eukaryota; Metazoa; Chordata; Amphibia; Anura; Pelobatidae
Product: RING finger protein 227-like
Exons: 2
Coding region: 33-383 (116 amino acids)
Biological process (GO): protein ubiquitination
Molecular function (GO): ubiquitin protein ligase activity
Source: RefSeq, a predicted model, not a curated record
UUCGCGAGAGAACUGUGCAACGAUCGGAAGUGAUGUCACAUCUGCCCGAGGUUAACAUGGAGGAGUGUGGCAUCUGUUACCAAGACUACGGGCCCGGCAGGAGGCCACGCCCCUUGGCGUCUUGCCGGCACGCUGUGUGCGAGUGUUGUCUUCAGCGGCUGGGAGCUAAGGGCGGGACCAUCGCCUGUCCUUUCUGCCGCGCUCAUUCGCCGUUGCCUAGCGAUGAGGAGGAUGGAGCCAGCGACGUCAGGGAGAAGGGGACAGGUCCACGCGGCUGGCUCAAAAGGCUGUGCAGGAAGUCGCGAGCGUCCUUUCGUCGUCAAGGAUCCCUGACCAAAGAAGACAUCAGAGACAUGGCCCUGAUGAGCUCAUACUUUCUGUGAUCGUUUCCACGAGGGCCACAGUUGAUAUUGCGGGCCACACGCGACUGGCCCUCCUCGGCCUCCCCGUGCCCUGUGGAUGCACCCUCUGAAUAGGC